Molecule: messenger RNA, 3105 nt
Organism: Spodoptera exigua (beet armyworm)
Lineage: Eukaryota; Metazoa; Arthropoda; Insecta; Lepidoptera; Noctuidae
Source: the annotation of a GenBank genome assembly
UUUUCUGGCACUGCUUUCGCUACUCCGCGACGUACGAAGUGCAUACAUGAUAUUAAGCUGACUGUAGGUGUAGUUUCUUCCAUUAUUUUUAGUUAUAACUUGUACUAUCACACGCAAUACAACUUAGACCCGAGGGACAAAACUUUAAUCAAAACAAUGUGGUGCACAUGCUCAUGCACAUUUUCGUGAUAUUAGAUUGACAUUGACAGUUCAUAAGGUUUGACACGGACAAAUAGACAAUAGGCACGAAUGAAAGUAAAAAAAUACUCCGUGAUGAUGACAAUAGAACACAAUGCAGUCUCAAGAUGAAAUUGAAAGAAAUACUACAAUUUCUCCUUUUUUGCAUCCUUGAACUCAGUCAUAUGGUACAGUUUUCUCCAUUAGUGCUGCCCUCUAUGUCUUCAUCAAACGACUUCAUAUUUUUAUGUGGCCCGUCUGUCAAGUUGUGUUUCUGCCGCUUGGUAGCGUUGUAUACGCUUGAGCCCGAAAAGUAUCAACAUUCCUUUGGAAAACACUUGAUUGUUAACCAUGCCGCGAUGUUCAGCGGCAGGUUGCCGUAACAUGGGGUCACAUUCCUUCCCCAAAGACCCUAACUUACGAAAAUUGUGGGAGACAGCUACGGGCAAAGACAACUACACAGCUUCGAAAUAUUCAAGGUUAUGUGCUGAACAUUUUAAGAAGAGCGAUUAUGUUGAAGUAUGUUCAACAACAGGGGUGCCACCUUACCACAGAUAUUUGAAGAAAACAGCUGUUCCAACAAUUUUUCAUCAUAAAAAUACAAGAAUUAAAUAUAAAACUAAGCCUGAAAUUACAAGACUGAAUGAAAUAAAAACGGAAACAAAAUCGAAGGAAACGGAAGAAAUUAAGGAUGCCCCUGAAAACACAUCACAAUCAGUCCAACCAGAAAAUGAACCUCAAGAAGGGAAUACAUCGUUCAGAGACAAGUCGCAGAGGUUAAGGAACAAGAAAGAUUUCUUGGCGAAACGAUCAAGAUGUACUGUACCACAAUGCAAUGGAGAAGUAUCCAGUGAAGUAUCAUUACACCUUUGCCCCAAUAACCCAGCAGUGAGACAAGAAUGGGCUGAAGCUUUCAAAGUCAGAUACUCUUUUGUCAAGACAUUGAUUGCAUGCAGCAAACACUUCACAAAGCUGGAUUUUUUUCAAUCAAAAAACGGUGAGCGCGUAUUAAAACACAAUGCAGUACCCUCCCGUAAUCUACCUACAAAGGGUAGGGAUGUAAAAUACGCCAGUGAAAAGAAGUAUGGCCCGACCUCGACUAAAAGAAGUACUGUUCAAAAGCAGAUAAUGAAUAAUAAUGCGAGCGUUGAAGACCUACAGGAGGAAAAAGAAGAAAAAGUACUAGAAGAAUGUCGGGCUUGUUUGAAAAAGUUAGAUGAUAAACAAAGUGUUUGCAAUAUAUUCCAGCCUUGGGCUCUGCCCUGGACAGGUAUGGAACCCACCAUAGCUGAGGAUUUGGCUAAGUUAGCCAACAUUGAGGUAUCACAGACAGAUAGACAUUCAAAGGUUCUGUGUGAACCAUGUUAUCAGAAAUUAUUGGAUGCAGCAACAUUUGCUUCCACUGUAAGAAACUGUGAUCUGGUACUUAGAAUGCGGUUUACAGCAGAAAUAGAUAUGGAAAAAGUAUGGCCAAAGCCCAUACAAGUGGAUAAAAACAUCAAUGGUUCUGUGUAUACCAAUCCGAUGAAUGUUGAAAUCAAGCAGGAAGUGGUUACAGAUGAAGAAUAUCCUGUUAACGGACAAGAAAAUCAGUAUGUUGAAGAACUGUCCAAUUUGGAUAUUAAAAUAGAACCAGAAGAAUUUGUAGAAGCUCCACCUUUAAAUAUCACUAUAAAUGGUACCAUAUCACUAGAUCCUUUGAAUUCCGAGAACAGAGAACUUAUGAAUGGACCUCAAUUAACACAAGAAGCAACUCAAUUUAUAGAGUUGACAGUGAAACAAGAGCCCACUAGUGACGGGGAGCAGGAAAUAGAGUUAGCACCAGACCUGCCACUCGAGUGCAUGCUCUGUGCUAAGUCUUUCCACAGCGUCACUGGACUUAAGGCGCACGUGAUAGCCCAUCAUUCCUAUAAAUCUGUGAAAAGGAAAUCAGAUGGUAGUGUUUCACCGGAGAAGAAACGGACUGAUAAAUACACGUGCGGAAUUUGUAAUGUUGGCUUUAAGACCUCAACAGAUCUGAUGGUGCAUGAGACGUGCCACAAUAAGUACGCAUGCUACGCCUGUUCACGGAAAUUCGACUCCUUCCCAAUGCUCACUCGCCAUCGCAAGCGGUGUAAAGCAAGCGCUUCUAGAUCUGUACAAAAACUUAAAACUUUAGAAGAUGUCAAAAGGCCAGCAGUAGAGGAUAUAUUAAAAGAUUUUGGCGAUGGAGAGACAUUAGAUGAAGUAGAAACUGAAGUUGAACCAGCAUUGCCAACAGAAGACCAAGAACAAUCACAAGAACAAGACAACAUAAUAGGACAAGAAGAUUUAGAAGAAAUGGAACCGGACAACCUAACAGAAGAACCAAAUGUACAGAACACAGAAGAACAAACAGAAAUAACUAAUGAGGAUGUUGAAAUGAAGGAUUUAACAAAUAGUUAUAGAGAAGAACUUGAUAAAGAAGAUGAAAAAGUUAGUGUUGAUAAAGAAUCAACAAAUGAGGCUGCAGUCAAAAGUUUAGGAGAUGAAAUACAAAUUGAUUCAAGUGAAACAAUAAGUAAUGUUGAAAACGAGAGUGUUGCCAAUGAAAAUAGUGAUAAAAACAUUAACAAAAGUGAAGUUAAUGAAUUAGAAAGUUGUAUGAACUUAGAAACUGAAAGCAAAGUUGAUGAAGAUCCAGAUAGAAGUAUGGAACUUCAUCUAGAGAUACAUUCAAGUGAUAAAAAGACUGAACCACAAGUAAAUGAUAUUGAUAUGGCUGUAGGAACUAUGAAAAAUGAUGACUGUACUUAAAAGUUGAUCAUCAGAAAUUGUAGGCUUUAAUUUUUGCUAGUACUAUGAAGUAAUCACAUUCAAAAUUCCCACCUAUUGAUUGUAUGGGAAAUAUUUCAAUACUGUUAAUUUAAAAAGGCAAAUCCUUCUAAGGAGAGUCCAAGUUCAGAAGUG